Messenger RNA from Aureobasidium pullulans EXF-150, 1419 nucleotides. RefSeq lists its product as uncharacterized. NCBI's taxonomy places the organism in Eukaryota, Fungi, Ascomycota, Dothideomycetes, Dothideales, Saccotheciaceae. The coding region runs from base 293 to 1381 and encodes 362 amino acids. The transcript has a single exon. The record is from RefSeq and is a predicted model, not a curated record.
CUGGUAGAAGUGCUAGGGGAAUUUGAUGGAGGUGGGUAGAUGGGUGGAGAUGGGAGAUGAUGGUUGAUGGUGGGAAGAACUUGACGGAUGUGCGUUGAGACGGAUUGGAAGGUGCAGAGGAUAUGACGUUGAAAAAAUUUCUUGGAAGGAGGUGGGUUGGUUGCGUCUUCCUGGAAUUUGACUUCAAGCACAUUCAUGAGGCCGGACACUCUAGCCUGUCAACAACUGCAACACCUUAGCCAUCGACUGUCUCUUGAUUCUGCAGUUUGCUGCAUCUCUGGUCGCCACUUCCAUGAUGUAUAUCUGUCUGUAUCAAGUUGAUUCGCUCUACGCUAGUAUCCCGAGUUGGCACAUUGAGUGUUCAUUGUUCUUCCAAUUGCAAGUCGCUCCUUCCAUCAAAGAACGUCAACAAAAGAUAUCGUCAACAAAGCGCAUAAAGAGUGGAAGUUGCGAAGCCUCUCCGCCCACGGAACAACGAGCGCAACAAAGGCUAGACAAUGACAAUGUCAAUAUCAAAUUUGCCAUGUGUGCCACAAAAGAAUUGUUCUUUGAAGCGUCUUCGACGACCAAGCCACCAAGAGAGGAGUAUAAGUCUUCCAUCCCCGCUCUUCUGAGUCCGCUCAUACAUAUUUCCGUUCGCCACUUUUUUGUUUCUGUUCUCAACACGGCUGUGCCGCUGCCCACUACUUUCAUCAUGUCUACAACACUUAGCCAGCUGGUUCUGGAUAUCAUCGUUUUCAGUAUUACUUAUUAUAUCAUCCUUUCCCCACUAAUGCAGCGUGCUUUAGAAUACAGUUAUGGACAGCCGAUAACACCUUUGAGGUUCACAGCAAAGUUCGACAGUAUCAAGAAUUGGAUCAGAAAUCAACUCCGCGACGACCAUGAGAUCCAAGAUUGGAUCAAGCAACAAGUGCAGAGGAACCGGGAUGCAGAGUCAAAGUCUGCCACAGCGUCGACAAAUUUGACUGCAACAACUGAGGUGGAACCGACUGAGUGCGACAGAUGCUGUGGGCUAUUCGAAGAUGAAUCAUCUAUAUUGAGAUGGUGCUGCGGAUGCACCUGGUGUGCAGAGUGCGUGGAAUCAUCUUUCGAAACUGCCAUUAAUGAGGGAGAUAAAGCUGCGGACAAACCUCUGAGGGCAUUGAGUAAGAGAUGCCCUUUCGCCCAGAAGCACACUAUUCGUGAGAUGCUUCCCAGAUCUGAGGCUGUGCUGUCCGAAGGCUUCUAUAGACACAUUCAGAGAAUGAUCAUGGAGCAAGACACCUUGGCUAGCAUCAACAUGGAGAAGAACGAUUGGAUGCUCGAGGCUGAUGAAGAUGAAGAGGUUGUGAAGAGGAGGUCGCUUCUCGACUUUUCUCCCAUCAAGCGCGAAUCUUGGUAAUUGAAUAAUCGAUAAUAGAAAUUCUCAUGAACCACUAG